AUGCAUCGACUUUUUGCUGAGCUGGAGCCAUCUGCAACCGUCACCGAGCAAAACCUGGCAGACCGAGUUCGGUGUAUAUUCUUGCGCUCAAAUAUAUUUGAUGUCACCGAACUCGAACGGCUACGACGUGAGGAUGUUCCCUCAUCGGAUGAAAAUGCUACGGCUGAGGAUGUGGCGCCACAACUUGCAGAGCAACCGGCAAACGUGGAUGCUGCCGUGAAUACCCCAGUUGUGGUUGAUUCAAACGAUGAUGGAACAUUUGUCCAGUAG
This is a messenger RNA of Parnassius apollo (apollo), 270 nucleotides long. Lineage: Eukaryota; Metazoa; Arthropoda; Insecta; Lepidoptera; Papilionidae. The record is from the annotation of a GenBank genome assembly.